AUGGAGCGUGCGCCCUCUGCUGUCCGCAUGCUCUCAGGACCACCAGUCCCAGGGACCGUUCCUGCCGAAUAUUCAUCACGGACAGACUCUCCCAACAGCGCUGGACUCGGAGGAGUUCUGAGCCCUGAGACGGAGGACCUUUUCUCUACAUCCUGCGACCUCAUGGUGGGCCAGAUUUGGGACGUCGUGGGAGUGGCUGAGAAGAGAGCUCAUGCUGACGAUGCCCAUUACAAACCCGCCAACGUGUGCUGUCAGAGAGCUGCAAGUGAAAACAGCAAGAGACACUACCCAUGGGUGCACCAGAUGCCAGACUGCUCCCCUCCAAAUGCAGCAGCUGCUGGGAAGGCAACAUGGACCGCCGGCUGGGUGCUGGCGGCCGCGCUGCUGCUCCGCGCGCACCCGAGCGUCCUCUCGGAGCGCUGCACCGACGAGAAGAGCCGGCGCAUCCUGGCCGCGCUGUGCCAGGACUACCGUGGCGGCUGGCUCACGGGUGCGCUGUGCGAGGACCUGUGCGUGGCCGGGGAACUGCUGUACCAACGCUGCCUGUACUACGAGCGUGGCAAGAAGGUGCUGCAGGCCCAGUGGAGAGGCCGAACUGUGGUCCUCAAAUCCAAGAGGGAGGCUUUCUCCAGCUUCCCACCCCUCAAUCUGCUGGGGGAGGAAACGGGGCCAGGUGCUCCGGGCAUCCCUGACGCUGAGCUGCUCCUGAUGGUGGCUGGUGAAGUGAAGAACACGCUAGGUUUGGAGCUGCCCAACAACAGCAUAGUUCCUCUGUGGCCCGCCAGGCAGGGUCCUCGCUGGCGGCAACAGCUGGCCAGUGCGUGGUCGCUGCUCCAGCAAGAGGAAUAUGUGUACUUCAGCCUGCUGCCAGAUCUAAGCCGUCACAUCCUACCGGUCCUGGGUUCCUGUGGCCACUUUUACGCAGUGGAGUACUUGGCUGCCGGUAGCCCUCACCACAGGGCUCUCUUCCCGCUGGGUGAUGCUGGCCAGGCGGAAGCUAUUAGCCACAUCGCUCUCAGCUUCCUGGAUAUGGUGAGCCAUUUCGACAGUGAUUUCUCCCACCGCCUCCACCUCUGUGAUGUCAAGCCCGAAAACUUUGCCAUCAAGAGGGACUUCACGGUGGUAGCCAUCGACGUAGACAUGGCGUUCUUUGAGCCUAAGAUGAGGGAAAUCCUCGAGCAAAACUGCACAGGAGACGAAGACUGCAACUUCUUUGACUGUUUCUCCAAGUGUGAUCUGAGAGUGAACAGGUGUGGAGCCCAGCGUGUGAACAGCAACCUGCAGGUCAUCUGUGAUAAAAUAUUUCGCCGCUGGUUCUCCUCGACUCACAGGAGCCCCGCCGUCUCCCCCCAGCUUCGACUGCAGCUACAGCAGGCUGUUCAGGAGUGUGCUCACCAAGAGGGUCCCUCUGGGAACUCCAGGACUGCAUCCUCCGGCGUGUUCUGGAGGCUUCGGUGGCUCCUGCAGGCCACUCUGAGAGAACUGCAGGAGGUGGAGAAGUAGCUGCUUUCUUGCCUUAGUCAUCAAGAGUGGAUGGAGGAAGUGACUUCAAGUGAUGGCUUCCGUUGUCACCAUGCAAAUGCCUGUCUGCACCAUUGACAGGUUCUUCUGGAGAGUGCAACCGACUUUCCCUUCUGUGACUGUGGUGUGGACCACCCUUGCUCCUGCUCAGCUUGGUUCAACUUUAUUUGGUGCUGACUUCUGUCCUGUCACUUCCUCAGAAGUGGGCCAAGGGAGGGAAUUUGGAGUAUUUGACCUGUGCAGCUGACAGUGUGCAAUUUUCUGAUGAGCGCAACCAUACCUUGCCAUUGGAGAUAAAAGGCAGCUGCUCCCUGUUAGCCAUUAGCAAGCUAAAGUGUGUGGGCAUACUCUCACUUUGUGUGUUUGCAAAUAAGUGUGUGCAUACAUGUGCACCCAUGAGUGUGAGAGCAUGUUUGUACAAAUGAAUGGGCACUGUGGAUAGAGUAUGUUAAUGUGUGUAAACAUAAACACAUGUGGGUUUGUGUGUACAUGAGUGGAUGGCGCACAUAGUCUCACAAAUGAGUGUUCCUGUAUGUGUGUGUAUGCGUAUGAAUGAGUCAGUCUGCCUGUAAAUCCGUACUCACCGUUGAAUCAUUGUGAGUAUCCCCGGGGCGUCUAAGUAUGAAGGGGUGUGUGCAUAUGGCCUUGAGUAAGUGGGUGGGUUUGUGUAGCCUGUGUGUGGGGGGGUGGCUUUCUGAAUGUGUCCUCUAGGAAUCUUGCUGGCAGAGAAGUGUUACUUUUCUCUUGUAAUUAAAUGCAAUAAAAUGCUGUGUCUUUGGGAGCAUGAUUUGCACUGGAGAGUAUGCAGAGCGGCAGUUUUUCGCGCUUUUCAUUUUGUAGAUGUUACCACGCAUUGUGAUUCUCCGUCUGAGCAGAGACCGCGUACCUGCAGAAGCAGCGUGUCUUAUAGAUUGCUGGGGUGAGCUCUGACCACAGACACCUGGGCAGCAGCUUGCUCAUGCCAACCAACUGAAGGCCUGGCCGUGGUUGAGACACGCAGGCUCUGCUGUGGACCCAUGUGCUCUUUGGUGGACUUGGUGAAGGUCUUCUGCAAUGGCAGACUCUCACAAAGGAGGCUGAACUCUAUACAUUCCCCAGCAGAGUACUGGGUGGAACUGUAAGCCGUGUAUUCAGCAGGGUCUUGCUUCUGCUCAGAACAGGGAGCUCUGGUUUCUCAGACCAAACCUCUACAAGUCCCAGGAGAAGGGGACUCGGGAAAGAUGUGAUGACUUGAGGAUCUGGAAGGUGUGUCAGCGACUUACAAGGAGGAAGAGGCACAAUUCAGAGCUUUAAACAUGUACAGAAUGACAGACACCCUCAUCUUCUCCCUUCACACACCACCAUUCCAAUCCAGAGGAGCCCCUCUAACUCCUCAGCAGACACGUCACAGGGCUGGGCACCCAGGCUGCAUCCUGCUUCCCUGAGCCAGGACACGAGAGGAUCCAGGACACCCAGAGGCCACACCAGCCCUGACGCAUGACCCUGAAGGCUGUUUGGAGGUGCAUGUUUCCUGCCUCUCCCACCCCUCAUCCCAUGCAUCAGCAAUUUGCUCGUACCCGAAGACUUGCUUUCAGUUUGUGGGUCACUCUGUGGCAGAAGUAAGUGGAACCUCAAGGUGCUCAUACUAGUGGGAGUUUCACAGCUGGAAACAUGGCCUGGCCUGCUGAGCAGGGCUCCCAUUUUAUCUAUAUAAGUAUACUUACAUACUGUAUAUUAGUUAUAUAUUAUAUGACUAUAUAUGUAUACAUAUAUAACUAUGCACAUGUGUGUACACACACACAUUCGUCUUAUCAAUUCUGUUCCUCUAGAAUCCUAACAAAUACACCACCCAUGAGGGGGGCCUGAUGGGACCUUGCUGUCCUUCUUGGUGGUGAUGUUUCUCAGUGGCAUGACAAAUAUCAGCUAGAGGUUUUCCCUCCUGGUUUCCUACCCCAGUCCAUGUGACCUCAGGGUUGGGCUCUUGGAUUCUGUAGGAUGUCCCAUUUUGUCCACUGCUGGCUCUGGUCUCAGCUACAGGUGUGCUGGAGUUUCCAUUGGCUAAAGAGAUCCUAGAGAGUAUGUGUGGCUGUAGUCGAUGUUCAGUGAUGCAGACCCCCCACCGCCAGCACCCAGCACAUCUGGAGGGUAGACAGUGAGAGGUCAUUGUCUGGGUCUCAGACACCCUCUUCCUGAGGAUGCCCAGUGCACAUUGAGGUUGACAGGUGGAAGUCACCAUCUGGGUCCCAGACAUCCUCUUCCUGAGGAUGCCCAGAGUGCAUUGAGGGUAGACAAGUACGGAUAUCUCUGGGAAAACUCGCCCUUCUCAUCACAAUGAUUAAAAAUGUUGCUUUUCCUUGCCUCCUCACCAAGACCACAAAUUAUUAGCUGAUCUUGUUAUCUGUUGGGUAAGGCUAACUCAGGUCUCUAGUUUUUGUUGCAGGAUAUUUGACCACACCGUGAACCCAAAGAUUGAAUUAAUUAAAUAAAAUCAACCUUGGGUCAAGAG
This is a messenger RNA of Myodes glareolus (Bank vole), 4006 nucleotides long. RefSeq names its product divergent protein kinase domain 1C (gene Dipk1c). The record is from RefSeq and is a predicted model, not a curated record. Lineage: Eukaryota; Metazoa; Chordata; Mammalia; Rodentia; Cricetidae.